Molecule: messenger RNA, 1100 nt
Organism: Eutrema salsugineum
Lineage: Eukaryota; Viridiplantae; Streptophyta; Magnoliopsida; Brassicales; Brassicaceae
Exons: 2
Coding region: 143-949 (268 amino acids)
Source: RefSeq, a predicted model, not a curated record
ACGAUAUCGUACUUGGCACGAACCAAUUCCUCUUCAUUCGGAUGUCGCGAAGAUUUCAAAAUUCCCACAGCGAGUUUUCUUCUUCUUCUGCCUCGUUUUAAAAUUAGGGUUUUCUGGGAUUCUCGUAUCAAUUGAUAAAGCUAUGGCUGAAGGAGAAGACGCAGGAGAGGUCAGAAACGAGGAAGAUCUUUCCCCUGAAUGUUUGGCCUGGGCUGAUUCCUGCAUCGUCAGUUUCCCAGAUGAUUCAGACAACAAUAACUGGGGAAACUUUAGAGAUGCUUUGACAGAAAUCAUCGAUAUCCAUCCCGAGAUAUUCGUUCCUUCAUCAACAGGAACAGCAAGUGUCCCGUCUCCAGACGAGGAUAUGUCGGAAGCCGAGUCAAUUGAUAUGCGGGAAGCUGAUUCAGCCAAUAUUAGAAAUAAUUCAUCGAAUGAAGAAGUCAGCGAGAUUGUCUCUUUGCUAACGUUUGAAUCAGAUCCCUCAAAGAAUUCCUUACAAGAUCAUUACUUCCCAGAGUCAGUGGCAGAGAAUGGAAGAACCGUCGAACCGGUGGACGAUCAUGCUAGAGAUCUUGAAGGCGUUGAAAGUAUAGAAGACGAUGGUUCUGUGAGCAAUGGAGGGGCGGAGGCAGAAACGUCUCAAGUCUUCAAGGACGAUUUCAUGAGCACAUACAUUCAAGACAACGUCGCCGAUUUUCAUGUUUCACAAGAUCCAUUUAAAGUAACUCCACAAGAAAUCUUCAAGGUGUGGGAUCUUGAGAUCGUGGGGGUCGAUGAUGAUGAGGAAGAUGGGCUAGUGCUGCAACUGAAGAAAGCACUCGAUGAGUCUUCCACGGUUCAGCCACUGAAUGAUGAUCAAGUUGUUGCGGGGAACAGUAGUAUCGAUGAUCUGAUAGCUGGGAUCUCGGAUCUCUCUCUCACUGAAGCAUUUGUAAAUUUAAAUGAAUGAUGAAGUUAAGUUGGAGUAUAUGUUUAUUUGACAUCAGGAACUCUCUUUUAUGCUUUAGUAGUCCUAGAACCGGCACAAACCGGUUUGGAGAUCUCGAAACCUGCUAGGCCAGACCGGAGGUUAUAAGGGUCACUCUGGUUCCACGACCCAC